Molecule: messenger RNA, 5453 nt
Organism: Hemibagrus wyckioides
Lineage: Eukaryota; Metazoa; Chordata; Actinopteri; Siluriformes; Bagridae
Gene: apba1a
Product: amyloid beta (A4) precursor protein-binding, family A, member 1a
Exons: 13
Coding region: 218-2941 (907 amino acids)
Biological process (GO): chemical synaptic transmission
Cellular component (GO): cytoplasm; dendritic spine; plasma membrane
Molecular function (GO): protein binding; amyloid-beta binding
Source: RefSeq, a predicted model, not a curated record
ACCUGGAGCUGAGAGACUAGGGCUCACUCCGUCCUCUGAGAACAACAAACCUGCAUCGCUUUCUUCCUGAAGUGCCGUCUCUCUCUCUCUCUCUCUCUCUUCCUCUCUCCCUGACAGCCUGCAGGAUAGAUGAGCCUGGGAGGCCUGGGAUUGGUCUGUGCUGCUCCUGGCCUGGUGGAGAUGAUGCACUGAGUAUACACCCUCGCUUGUCCUAGCCAUGAGCCAUCAGGAGGCGCCGCUGGGCUACGAGCCAGUUGAGGCACCUGAAGCCGAUCUGGGCCGCCGAGAGCAGCCUUCCUCUCAGCGCAGACGACACGAAAACUCGGGCCGCUCUCGCCAUCAUCACAGUGGUAAUGGCAGCGAGAACAACCACUCCCAGCCCGGGUCACAGCGGCAACGGCGUCACGAGGGCUCUGAAGGGGCCGGGCGACCGCGCACCUCCCGCAGGAUGCCUGACGAAGGUGACGUGGAACAGCAGCAAAUUCAGCGGCCUAUCCCACGGCCGGCGGUGAGCCGCUACCGCAGGCAAGGAGACACAGAGGCACGACUGAGGGCUCAGCAGCAGCGGCAGAGGCAGAGGGAGAGGGAAAGACAACAGAGGGAGGCAGAAAGAGCUGAGCAACAGCGAUUGGAUGAUGAAGAGGAUGACCACAGUGAACUGGCACGCUCUGCAAGUACAGAGAGCGGUUUCCACAACCACACAGACCAGGCCGAGGGUGACGCCGUCAUGGCGCUGGAGGCCGAACCAGAGGAUGAGGGUAUGUACGGUGUAGCACUACGUCCUGAGGCUGAAGAAUACGCAGAGAGUGCAGAAUCCGAGCAGCAGCCACAGUAUCCUCCCCAACCUCCACCACUUCCCCAUGAGCCCCUGCAAAACAUGGAGCGGCCAAGCAGACAUAACACCGAGGCACUCAACCCUGGUUACUCCAACUAUGUUUACACUCAGCCUCGGCCUGAUGAUCAGCCCUAUUCCGAGCCCUAUGCUGACUAUGGAGUCCAGGAGCAUGUGUACGAGGAGAUCCCAGAAGCCCCUGAAGGAGACAUGCCCCAGCAGCGUCGUGCCGGGCUCCGGCUCCUGGAGCGUGAUUCGUUCGGGCAGCAGGAGGCUGUGGGUUCCAGACUCCACCACUACGAUGAGCGCUCAGACGGUGAAUCCGACAGUCCCGAGAAAGAAGCUGAGUUUGCGCCUUACCCACGCACCGACAGCUGUGAGCAGGACGAAGAUGUUGAACAUAUCAUGGAUGAAGUGAACGAGAGUCUGGAGCACCCUGCAGCAGAACAGGAAGCAGACAGACACAAAGAAGAAGAGCAGGUUGAGGAGGGAAAGCUUCAGGAGUCAGGGAACGAGGGAGGGAAAGGAGAGGAUGGAAAACCCCCCAUGAGCAGCCCCUCUGAGGAGUCAGCUCAGGUCAGGAGCAGUAGGCAGAAGAGGGAUGCCAUAUCUCUGGCCAUCAAAGACAUCAAGGAGGCCAUAGAGGAGGUGAAGAGCAGGACAGUGCGCUCACCCUACACACCAGACGAACCCAAAGAGCCCAUCUGGGUGAUGAGGCAAGACCUGAGCCCCAGCAUGGAGUCGGACCUGCAGCCGCCACUAGGGGGAGAUUCUCCAGGCCCAGCCUCCACCUCUCCACAGGGGGCGGAGUCUUCCAGCAGCAACCUGCUGCAGCAUGAGGGGAGUGAAAACUUUGAGUCCCCGUCUCCUGCUGGCAAAGAGAAAUGGCAGUCGAGGAGGAGCAUCGCUUCAUUCCCAACAUAUGUGGAAGUUCCAGGCCCAUGUGACCCAGAGGACCUCAUCGACGGCAUCAUUUUUGCCGCAAACUAUCUGGGCUCGACGCAGCUGCUAUCAGACAAGACGCCAUCGAAGAACGUGCGCAUGAUGCAGGCUCAGGAGGCUGUCAGUCGCAUCAAGACGGCCCAGAAAUUAGCCAAAAACAGGAAGAAGGCCCCUGAGGGUGAGACACAGCCCAUGACGGAGGUGGACCUCUUCAUUUCCACUCAAAGAAUCAAAGUACUGAAUGCUGACUCUCAGGAGACCAUGAUGGACCACCCAUUAAGGACCAUUUCUUACAUCGCUGACAUUGGGAACAUUGUGGUUCUGAUGGCCAGGAGGAGAAUGCCUCGCUCUGACUCUCAGGAGAAUAUGGAGGCGUCUGAUCCAGCCCAGGAUGAAAAGCGCCAGUACAAGAUGAUCUGUCAUGUGUUUGAGUCUGAAGAUGCCCAACUCAUAGCACAGUCCAUUGGCCAGGCUUUCAGUGUAGCAUAUCAGGAAUUCCUGCGCGCCAAUGGCAUCAACCCUGAGGACCUGAGCCAGAAAGAGUACAGCGACCUCCUUAACACACAGGACAUGUACAACGAUGACCUCAUACACUUCUCCAAGUCAGAGAACUGUAAAGACGUUUACAUAGAGAAGCAGAAAGGAGAGAUCCUAGGAGUGGUGAUUGUAGAGUCAGGCUGGGGCUCCAUCCUUCCUACGGUCAUCAUUGCUAACAUGAUGCAUGCUGGGCCAGCAGAAAAAUCUGGGAGACUGAAUAUUGGAGACCAGAUCAUGUCUAUUAAUGGCACCAGUCUGGUUGGACUUCCUCUCUCCACCUGUCAGAGCAUCAUCAAGGGGCUGAAGAACCAGUCCAGGAUCAAGCUUAAUAUUGUGCGAUGCCCACCAGUCACCACCGUGCUCAUCAGAAGGCCAGACCUGAGAUAUCAGUUGGGGUUCAGCGUGCAGAAUGGCAUUAUUUGCAGCCUUAUGAGAGGAGGGAUAGCAGAACGAGGUGGUGUUCGUGUUGGUCACCGCAUCAUCGAGAUCAACGGCCAGAGCGUGGUGGCGACUCCUCAUGAGAAGAUUGUACACAUUCUGUCCAAUGCAGUUGGUGAGAUUCACAUGAAGACUAUGCCUGCUGCCAUGUACCGCCUGUUGACAGCCCAGGAGCAGCCAGUUUACAUCUAAAAGCCACAAAGAUACCCUCAACCUCCUGACCUCACCUCACCUCACCUAACCUCACCUCACCCUGAUCUUUACCCUGUGGACUGUGUGAGUGAUUCAAUGUCCACUAUUUAUCCACAGUUUCACUUUCUCCCUACUGCCUGUCCACUUCCUGUCAGCACAAGGCUUUCAGCCUGUAAAACCUCUAGUUCUGCACACGUCUCCCCAUCCAGGUGGAAAAUCUUGACACAGACACAGAAUGUACGAGCUCAGUGACGACCUUCCCGAAACUCCACUGAUUAAAAUUCAUAUUUACGUUCUAUUACAAUCUGAUCAGAGUUUCACACUGUUUGGACAUCCAGUGAGAUUGAUGUUAUUUAUGGAAACUUUUUUCUCCCCCCAAUGUGAUUUAUUUGAACCUGGCAACCAUCAAGCAUUCCAGCUUUAUUCUCCUCCAUUCAAGUUAUAAACCUGCAGCUGUUAGCCAGAUUGUGGAGAAGCGGACUAAACAUUUCUGAGGAACUGCAGGCUGUAAGUGUGCAUUCCUCUGAGUAACGGCUAAUUAGAGUAAACAAGAACCGUGUGCUCUGUGGUCACAUGUACAGAAAGGGUCCUCAAAGACUCCUUUACCUAAAAUCCACAGGCAUUCUCAGUACACCUUUAUUUUAUGAACUUACCAAUAAUCUAGGCACAAUAUUUAAAACCAGUACAAUAUAAAUCGUCAUUCGACUUUCCAGUUACCAUCAUAAAUUUGAUAAUAGUGGGUUUGCACAAUGUGGCCUUAAAAUAGUGACGCCAUACAGAAACAACUCAGAGUUGAUCAAAUCAUAAUGCAGCACAGAGAAACAUAAGACGAACUUCUUUAGCGGCGAGAAGAAAAGACCAAAUUUAGUCUGACUUAGAAUUUAGUCAGUGAAAGAAUAUAUGAAAAUGAUGUACAAGUUUCAGAAUGAUUCAGUGUUUUUAUUUGUCUGGAUUUCUCUUCUGUGACAUUGUGUGGUGACUGAAUCAUUUCCACUUUUUCCCUUAGUGUACAGAACAUAUUUUUCUUUUCUUUUUUUUUCCCUCAAAUUUUUCAUAUCGAUCCUUUAUAUUCGAGGAUAAUUCCGUUUGUAUGUGUAUGAAGUAUUUUAUUUUGGUUUGGGGAAAAAAAAAAUAUUUAUACUUGAAAAUUAUUAUUUGAAGAAAUAUGUUUAUAAAGGGUUAUAAGUCAUAAACUGGCCUAUGAUUUUAUUUUAGUUUGAAGUUAAAAUCGAGUUUAUUUUUCAGCAUUCGACAUUUUAAUUCCUUCAGCUCUUCAGUGUUUUGCCCUCAUAAAUGUGAUAGACUGAGAGUUCUCCCCAGAUUAGGUGUUUUAUAGAAAAUUUAUCUUUCACUGCCCUGGCUGAUCUCCGCUAAGUCACCGACGAAACAAUACAGCUGAUACUGUGAUAGAAAUGAUGUUGUGAAAUGCUUGGUACUGGUGUAUCAGUAAUACCGCAGGUAUAGGUGCAUAUUUAACCUGAACAGAACUAUGAAGCAUUGUGAUAUUAAUGGUACCAUGGAUUAACGUCUACAUUCACAGUCACAGGCCACAUUAUUGCUGCAGUAUGUGAGUGUCAUAUACCUAAACGUGGCUCUUGUACACACAGCUUUGGGUCUCAUCUCUCAACAUCCUUGCCUUACGACUGCUCUAAUUUCCAUGGAUGCCCAAGCAGGACAGCGUCACUUUUCUUAAGCAUGGUCUAUCAUGUCCUUGGUAUGCAUUCAUGCUAGUAGUGGGUGUGAUGUGUGACGACAAAUUACUCCACGGUUAAAAAAACAAAAAAAACAAAGACCAGCUACAUAACUGCAUAUAAAUAUAUAUUUAUAUACGCACAUACAUUUCAGUAUACACAUCCAGUGAUUGUGUAUAUACAGUAUGUACAUUUAAGAUUCGCAAAGCAGCGGGCAAGAAGGUGGGAUUCGUGUAGUACUCUCUUCCAUACGCUCUUUAUCUUGAUCCGAGAAGAUUUCUGCAGUUUCCGGGAUGUGACAAUGGCAUUAUGGUUAUUUCAAAACGACUGCAUUAAGCUGAAGUGUGACCAUUUAAUCCAGUGAACAGGCUCAUUUUCACGGAGCAAUCGGUUCUGAUUCACUUAUUCAAAUAUAAACGUCAAUACUGCAGUUCUGUGUAUACAAACAAGGCCACAUAUAUGCAAGCUUUAAUGAUGUUGUUGGCUUUGGAUGGGUUUACAUGAGAGAAUAUAUCAAAAAUCACUGUAUGCGCUGCUUUAUGGUCUUUGGUGAAACACAGUCAAGACUAAAAUUCGCCCCAAAAAAACAAAACAAAAACACACACUGAACACACAGAUGUGAAGUACACACUGGUGUCUGUACUGCGAGAGUAAACACAGGGCCUCGUGUUGUUGUUAUAAUUAGGAGAUAAAGACGAGAGUAGAUGGUGGGUUUGACUAGUGUUUCUUAUGCACUCGCUCUGAAUGUAUUUAAACUUAUAUCUAUGUUUGUCUAUAUGGUAAAGAAAUAGGGAAAAAAAAUAAAUAACACUUUCUGUAAA